GGUCCUGACGAACCACGUCCAAAUAAAGCGUCCAGGGUUCAAAAUAUUGAAUGAAAAAAGUCGAGCGAGGGGGAAAAAAUGAAAUAUAAACGGCCAUUAAAAAGUAAAAACCGUAAAAUUGGCAGGUAGCAAAGUAAGGUUAGCAACAAACCGCACGUAAACAAGUUGUGACCGGAAAUGACAGUGUAUUGGUGUAUACUGACUUCUAAUCCCCACUGAUACGUAUCAAACUAGUGUAGUGGCAUUACAUUUUCAGUCCGCGCGUUGGCGACGUACUUCGCUCCUUCCUGAAUCAAGAUGUGCUCCGCCCAAAUGGUCCUCAUCAUUUUGAUUGGCAUUGCCACCAUUGAAACUGUGACUGGUUUUAGUGGUGGUGCUAGUAAUACCAUGUCCUGUGACACAAUGUUGCCCCACCAUGGUUCUCCCACACCUGAGAGUGGUCCGUUUAGUGUCCCUAAACAUUUCUGUUCCAGUGCUGCAGGAGAUGAGACUAUAGUGUCACUCAAAGCUGAUCCUGCCACGAAGUUUAAAGGGUUUCUGUUGGAGGCUAGGGAAUCACAGGAUGGACCUGCAGUUGGCACCUUCACUCUGCUCACUCCCGCUCACAGCCUCCUUCUUGAGUGCAGUGGGAAUCCAGCAGCUGCUGUUACCCAACCAAACAACCAAGCCAAGACAUUAAUCGAAGCCAAGUGGAGAGCACCAUACAAAGGAGUUUUCUAUUUCAGAGUCACAUUUAUUAAAGACAUGAUGAAGUUCUGGAUACCAGAGGCCAUUAAUAUCACCACCUGUCCUACUACUUCUACUACUACUGUCACUCCUACUACUAUCACUACUUCUACUACUACUGUCACUCCUACUACUAUCACUACUUCUACUGUUACUCCUACUACUAUCACUCCUCCUACUACUCCUGCUAUCACUCCUCCUACUAUUCCUGCUAUCACUAUUCCUGCUAUCACUGCUCCUGCUAUCCCUACUCCUACUAUCCCUACUCCUACUAUCCCUACUCCUACUAUCCCUACUCCUACUCCUGCUCUGCACACAUCUGCACCCUCUACGUGUAUGCUUAUUAGCGCUCUCAUUCGGCCUUCACUCUUGUUCGUGAGUCUUCCAAAAGGCCAGACACUUUGGCAUAAGGGGUUCAAGAUAUUGUUGUGUCCUCUCUCAAUGGUUGCAGCCAUCAUUGCCUUUAUUAUUUUGCUGCUAUGGGAGCCAAUACAAAUAACUCUUGUGGCUGUUGUGGGUGUGGCAAUGGUCCUGAGCUUGGGACAAACGAUUGUUGUUUUUCUACCCUUUGGGCCCAGCCAUGAACUGAGGUCCAUCUGUGAUUUGGUUCUCAGAGUGAUUUCCUUCACAACUGAGGUUUUUACCAUGGUGGCCAUAUUUGUGAGUCUGGAGGAAAUUGAGAAGUGCUGCUCGAUACACUGGCGCAUGAAAGAGAUGGGAGGGUAUGCAGCCUGGGUGGCUCUGUUCUACUUGAUGUUCAUAUACCUCUGUUGCAACCAGAGUUACCAGAGGAAAAGAAUUGGUGACAAAUGGAUUGUGCCAAAGAGAACGAUAAUCUUUGAAAAAAUCUUCAAUGUUAUCCUUGUUCUGGGCAAAUUGGGUUUUACAGUGGCUCUUAUCAUUGGAAUAUACACUUAAUAUACACUAUUUGCAUUGUGUUCCCCCAAACCCUUCUUUUACGCUGCUGCUACUCUAUUUACCAUAUAUGCAUAGUCACUUUAACUAUACAUUCAUGUACAUAGUUCCUCAAUUGGCCCGACCAACCAGUGUCUGUAUGUAGCGUCGCUACUUUCAUAGCCUCGCUACUGUUAUUUUUCACUGUUUGUAUUUCUUUACUUAUCUAUUGUUCAGCUAAUACCUUUUAUGUACUGUUGGUUAGAGCCUGUAAGUAAGCAUUUCACUGUAAGGUGAACUUUGAUUUGAGACAUGAGGACGGUAUAAAGCAAGAGGUUUGCGUGAUUACAUUAAAACAUGUAUUAUGAAAGUAGGUUUAUCCUGUAGAUACGUGUUAUCCACUUGGUAACAUACUGUAUGUCACACAUGUACUUUAACCCUUGUUUAUCAUUCUUUAUUUUUGGUUUGGGUUACAAUACACGUUUAUACUGUAUCAUGAAUACUUUGUUUUUCUGUAGCUAGAUUUCCAUUCAGUUGGUGACAGAUUUUCAUGUGAAUAUUCUAAAAUCCACAAAAUCAAUAAGCUCAUUUUCCCACCAUAGUUGUUUUCAUCAAAUUAACUUGUUGGGGGGGCCUCCAGGGUGGCGCAGUGGUUAAGGGCCCCCAACAAGUUAAUUUGAUGUUGCUCUGUAAGUCAAAUAUUUCAUUAUCUGCAAUAAUGUAAAGUAGACCGCAAUAAAAAGGUCAAAAUUCCAGUCUGUGUGCAUGCACUAAAGAUGUGUUUACAGUGCCACAUGUUCUGUUUAAUAAUUCAACAGUCAGGUAACUUCCUUAUUGCUUAGAUAAAUACAUUCUAGUUCCUUCUGUAUUAUUUUCUCCAUUGGAGAUAACAUACAGAUCAACACUAAAGUUGUAAGUAAUUAAAGAGGGGCAAAUUAGAUAGAUACUGGACGUCAGACAUCCUUGAAUUUUUACUGUUGAAAUUAGGAAGCAACAGUAGGCUACUAAAUACAAUUUCCAGUGUCACACCGACUCACAUCAUUUAGUGUUUCCUUUAUUUUGGCAGUUACCGGUAUGCCUACAGUCUGGAAGGUCUCAAUUUGAAGAUAUGAUGGUUAUUAUGCAAGUAUUUGCAACUGAAGGGGUUUCCACCACCAUACAUUUUACCUACAUAAAAAUAUCCCACCAUGUCAAACGAACAAGUUACCGGUCGGUAUUUAUAAAAUUGUACCUGAAACUUCCUGUUUCCAUCAUGGAUGUUGUGAUUUAUUUUUAUACAGUACUCUCAAACUGUUGAUGGAAACGUGGUGACUGUCAUAUUUAUUUGUCUACAAUACAGCAACUUGUAGAGCAUUGUUACUCUGAAAGGCAAAUAGUUAACAAUAAAAAUGUCAAAUUUCCUGUCUAAAA
Molecule: messenger RNA, 3030 nt
Organism: Oncorhynchus keta (chum salmon)
Lineage: Eukaryota; Metazoa; Chordata; Actinopteri; Salmoniformes; Salmonidae
Product: putative ferric-chelate reductase 1
Exons: 11
Coding region: 298-1644 (448 amino acids)
Molecular function (GO): oxidoreductase activity, acting on metal ions
Source: RefSeq, a predicted model, not a curated record